CCGCGCCAGAUAGCGGCGAGGGACCAGCGCCAUGCAUAUAUACUUCGCCCGCGAUGCGCCGCGUCGUUACUCGUCCCACGCCGACCACAGGACCACGCGAGGGUGCACGCAGACAUGGCCUUGAUCAGGAUCUUCUUGCAGGUGCUGGCGGUGUGCGCCGCGACGCGGGGGUUCCCCGUGCUCGAGCUGGGGUCGCCGGCCGGGACCCUUGCCGCCGCCUCCUCCGCAGACGACACGGACUAUCUGAAACAGGCCCAGGAGGCGCACAUCACGGGCACUAACAUGUUCGCCAAGGUCAUGUACGGCGGGCUGGCCGACGUCAUCCAGAGCGUGCUGAAGAUGGUUAGCGAGCGGGUGGCCGAAUCCAAGAGCGGCGGCGUGUCGCACGACCUCGGCUCCGAGACGAGCAACGACUUUCGACCUUAUCUGAUCGGCCUUGGAACCAGCGGAUCGCCGUCGUGAUUUUCUUCCGUGCCGUGCACCCAGUGGACGAGAAUAUUCUGACCGGAGACCGGGAAAAUUCGCGGAUUCACCUCGCGAUGGGCUGGAAUCCAAACUCGUUCGCACGAGCCAAUUUAAAAAAAAAAAAAUACUUACCAAAAGAAAUAUCGAAUCACAAUCAUCCCGGUUAACACGUGUCAUGAGUGAGUAGCCAAUGAGCAGGUGAAAUUUGUCCAAGUACGUGUAGGAUCGUGACGUCUAUCCUAGAGAUCGUUGAAACCGCGAAUUUUUUCCAGUCCGUACUUAUUAAAGAUUUAAAAAAUUGUCUGUGUUAUUUUUCUAUUUAGUUGAAGUUUAUAAAUGCUUCUAGCAGUUUUUGUUUAUGAACAGAAAUAAUAAUUCAAGAGAAUCUUAUACUUAUUCAGAAAAGCAUUCUUUGUAUACAAAUAAAGGACAAAAACCUUCAUUAAUUUCUGCGCUGUAGUUGUUACCAAAACAAACGCUGGACUGUGUUUGUGCCUGACGGGAUGGCCUGGGUAGGCUAUCUUGACUGAUGGAUGCAUUCAUGUCCAGCUUCCAGUUAAAGACAGCUUAGCUUCUUUUUCUUCAUGAUAGAAUCAUUAAGAUUCAAUUAAUUUAGACACCAUCGUUGAUUUAAAGGUUUUGUUGGAGUAGCUCCCUUUAUUUCUUGUUUUCAUACUAAAUUUAAUCACUAAUACUGAAGAGUAAUUUUGAAACAUUUUACGCUAAAGUUUGUUUUUAAGUUUAACAUCAUAUUAAACUUAUCAUAUACUUUUAAUAAUCGCUAAUAUUUACUUUGAAAAAACGGUAACGAAUUGUAAUAAAUUCUCUUUUGAGAUAUUUUACAAUAUAAUAUUAUGUGAGAAAAAUCCAUUGACAACUAAAUGAUGUACAUAUUUUAGUUUUUUUUAAUGUAUUAUUAUUUAUUUUUAAGAAAAGGGAGUUUCUAUCAAUCUUAUCUAGUAAAAAGGUUAUAUUAAUGUAAUUAUUGUAGUGGUUUGUCUGAGGGGAAAGUCGGUAUUUUAGUCUUAACAGGGACAAUGUAUCAAUAUUUUUGGAAAUAAAAAACAUGCAAUAAUUUACUAAAAGUUUUAGUUAAUGUAUUAUUUGUACUUCUAACGUUUGGGUGAUUAGCAGGUAAAACAGCAAAUGUAAUUCGCCUCACUAAAUCAUAAUUCAUGCCAUUCUUCAUAUUUCACGAUCAAAAAUUUAUCUUGGUAGCAGUUAGAUUACUAAAGUGGCUUGUUCUAAAAUGUUGUUUGUUUUUACAAAGAAGUGGAAAUAAGGUUUUUCAACGCAAAAUUAAAUGCAAAAAUACAUUCUUAUAAACUUAGAUAUAAACCUAAAAAUAAUAAAAAUAUUUUCAUCCGUGAGAGCAUUUCAGAAAAUUAUUUAAAUGCUAUAUCUUUGAAAACAAAUAAAUAAUAUUUUUAAUUUAAUACACGUAUGUAUGCUUUAAUUUAUAGUUUGGAGUGUUGAAAGUGAUUUUAUAUAAUUACGGUCUACAAAAUCAAUUUACUGUGAAAACAAUUACUUUUUUUUUCAACUAUAUUACUAUGAAAUAUUAAGAAAUAUAUUAUUAUUGAAUUAAACUUAAUAAAAUCUUAAGAGAACAUCGAGUCUCAGAAACUGUGAUGUAAUUUUUAAUGAUUUAUCGUUGUCUUCUUCACCCAUUUGGCUUUAAUGUAAAUACUUUGACUCACUCAAAUAUUCUACAUUUGUGUGUCUAAUUUUUUAUGCUUAUCAUAAACAUUUACGUCUAUAGUAAUCGAAAUUUUCUAACGCUAAAAUAGCUGUUGUAAAAUUUGAUAAAACACUUCUGGUAGAUAUAAAAAUGAACAUUGUAGUUAAACACACAAGUUCUUGUGAAUUCUCUAAAACUACAAUUGUUUUGAAUAAUAUUUUAAAAAAAAAUUUUGUGAAAUAACUUGCAUUUUGUGCGGUGUCAUCAUUGGUAUGCAUUUGUGAGAUCGUGUGUUAAGCUUGACGCAGCUAAAAGAAUUUCAAUUAUAUUUUUCUGCUGGUCUUCCACUAAUUUUAGUUAAUGCUGUCCCAUUUAUUUAUAUAUUUUCAUCUUCACAACUUCCUAGACGUAAAAUGUAUAGCCAGUGAUUUGCAUAAAGCGUUUGAAAAGUAAAUUAUCUAGAUGUUAAAUCAAAGUUUUACUUUUAUUCUGAGCUUGACAUGUGAAUAACAAAAUAAGUAAGCUUGCAAAAAAUAUUUACAUGACUUUCUUCGCAGUAUCCAAAUUUUUGAGUUGUUUGGGACAGUUCUGGAAGGUUUUGUUAUUGUAUAGUAAACUUAUCACUAUACUGACACAAAACUUACACACCAUAAUAUUCUUAAAUUCGUAACCAGGCCUUAAAGUGUAUAUUUACUUUACUGUUCCUCUUUUAUUUAACUUUGUAUGUUUCUGAAAGUAAUUUGUUCCUGACCUAAAAACUGUGAUAUUAUAAUGACACAUAAAUUAAGACAAAAUAUAGCCCAAAGAAUAGAAUUGUAUUUUGCUGAAGACAAAGUUACUGACAGACUUUAUAAAUUGAGCAUUGUAUAAUAGAAUAAUUAAAAACGAAUGGAUUAUUCCUUCCAACACUUAAAGUACAAUGACUACUUAACUUGACAUUCAGUCCACCGUGCAAAUGUUACAUAGUGUUCCACAUGCGUCAUUUUAUUCAACAUGUCAAGUGCGGCAGGAAGAUAUAGGCAGUGAUUUUUCUCAUGACAGUUGGUUCGCUUACUAGAAUGCAAUACAGUAUUUCUGGUGAGUAAUUUCUGCUUUGAGAUUGGCAGCUGUUUGCUAUCACAAUUACUCCCCUGAAUUGUCGAGUCCCAUAAGUCGCCCGGUUACGCACAGAAACAUUAAGACGACGGUACCUACAAAUCAUAGAUGACUCCGAGCCAAGUGAUGGUCGAACCUGCGUUUAAAAUUCGAGUCGUUCCGGAGUAUUGGAAUCGAUCCCAGGACCCUCACCUCACGAGCGUGACGCCUUCUCUAUCACGGUCUCUGCGACCCUUCCAGUUUAACCCCACUCCCAUGCAACGUAGUGUUGUUUGCGUAAUCAAAGGCCUUGGAGUGUUUGUAGCUUCACUACUCUGUCUUACCCACAAGAAAAUCUUUGCGUCAGCCAGGUUGUUCCAUCUGUACCUCGGAGGCAUAGCACACUAUGUCCACUUUUGGGCAAAAUGCACUUUAAACCAUAAACUUGACCAUAGUUUGGCGUUCUUUAUAGUGGCAUACAACACUAAGAUCUACGAUAUGUCAAAAAUCACAUAUUUUGCUUAAAAAAUAGUUGAGUAAAUUAGUGAGGUACUAUUCAAAUUAUUUUAACUGCUCUCAUGAAAUAUAUGGGAUAUGUGACAGUGUGUUACGCUUUCAAGUUACAGUUAUAUUAUUUAAACACUAUUUUUGUAACAACCGUUUCUUCCGAAAAAAAACACACAGAUUAAAAUAUUAUGUGUUAAAAUAAUUCCUAUUCGUUAUUUUAAGGAAACUUUAAAUUAUGCCGAAUUCAGUACUGUGUGUAUGAAAUCAACAAUUUUUAACCUCGGGUAAACGCAUGAGAAAAGCUAAGAGACGCGGUAUCCGGCGUUGCUACUGAUGAUGUGCUACCUAGAUUUCCCAUACUCCAACCAUAUAGCUCGCUGUUUACUUCAAGCAUUAGCGUGAGACUUAAGGCACUUCAUUGUAUUUUAUUUCUAACAUUGUAUUACUUGCAUUGCUUAAAAAAAAUUAAAUUUUUACUAACAUUG
Messenger RNA from Bacillus rossius redtenbacheri, 4212 nucleotides. RefSeq lists its product as uncharacterized. The transcript has 2 exons. Lineage: Eukaryota; Metazoa; Arthropoda; Insecta; Phasmatodea; Bacillidae. The record is from RefSeq and is a predicted model, not a curated record. Bases 115 to 462 code for a protein of 115 amino acids.